GUGAAAAGAGUAAGGCACGAUGACGUCCAUUAGCAUCAAUCAUAGCCUUUUGUACCAUGCUAUUCUUUAAUUUCCCCGCUUAUCUAUUGAUACAUUUCUAAGUAGAACAACCCUUGAGAUCUAUCCGCUUCAAAUGCCAAGACUUAUUUUAAAGUUGCGAAAAAGACCGCCGGAGAUCAAUGGUAAAUAAAAGCGUUCGCUAAUCAUGUGGGAGUGAUGCUCCUUGUCCCGCUCUUCGGCCUUGACCGGAAUAAAAUGCUGAGCACAAUAAAGAUGAUACUAUAAAAUGCGGCUUUGCUUGAGAACUCUCCAUCCUUUCCCUCAACCCCAUUCACUCCCAAGAUGGUCAGCCCAAAGAUUAGCUUACCGAUGCUUAUAGCUGGUUGCUGUAUAGUCAUCGGAGCAGGUAUUGCUGGUAUCAUCUCACUAUGGAUACCUCUCAAAUCGUUUCCAGCCAAAUACACUGCCAGUCCUUUCCCAAGCGUGGCAUAUGCAUACAACAACAACCAGAAUACGGCACAAUGUUGUGCAUACGAAAAAGAUGUUUACAGACUUGUUUACCUUUGCAAUGGUCGUGGCGACGAUCCAUGUAGUGAAGGUAGAGUUGCAACCAGUACAAGUCCCAUCACCACAUCUACCGCCUUGCCAACAUCUUCACCACCACCACGGUUUUAUCUUUACAGAUAUAGCGGUGACGAUGCUGAUUUUACACCAAGUUCAUAUUACAGUGAACGAUACCCAACCAGCACAGCAGCUCCAUCACCUACAACAGUCACAGUCACAGUAGGAGCAGGCUCAAGUACGAUCACAAGCGUUUCCAAUGCAGCUCCAACUUCACGUUUUGCUUCUGCAACUGGCUAUGCAAGCCGUACAGGUUACUUAGACUCUUAUUCUGCCUCCAAAAGUGCAGUCUCGUCUUAUUUAGAAGGUUAUGUGGUUUCAUCUUCAGCUGUUGCUCCUUUUCAGACAACAUUCAAUAUUCACAUACCAAGACCAGUCUAUCCCGCAAGGAUCUACAUGACAGUCUAUCAAGGUAUCGCAAUCGCUUUCGUCCUUGCGAUGUUGUUGCAACUUAUUAUCAAUUUAGCAAUCGCUUGGCGAACGUUAGAUCCUAGCCGCUCUGUACCGGAAAAUGAUUUAAACGCCGCCGAAGAGGAAAACAAAGCCGAAUCACCACCACCUUACACUGCACAACAAAUUCCAUCAAGGUUCAUAUUUUCAAUUCGAUCAAAUGAAUUUGAAGAAGAGGAAGAAGCACAACGACAAAAAGAAGAAAGUCAAAGUAGAUUAAUGAGAGCUUGUUAUCUCUUAACGCCUGCCUCUCUUGGAGGAUUAUGGUUGUGGCUCAUAAUACCGUUGUGGAUCAUGUCAAUGUGAGUAUUGACCGUUAAGGAAGAAGACAAAGUAUUCAAUUGACCUUUCACCCCUUCUUUUCAGAGCGGCAAUCGGUAUUCAAGGAACCAAUUUCCGUGACCUUCAGUCUUUCCUGAAUGCGGGAGCAUGUGGUAAGGAUACUUAUUUGUAUUCAACUUGGGAAAGGCUUAUCUGCGGUGGAUAUCCUUCUCAGAACCCCUACACCUGUAAGUUGUCAGAGCCUAAUUCGUGUAAACUUAUUUUACUGACCCACGGAUUUUACUCAUCACAGACACA
This is a messenger RNA of Meira miltonrushii, 1650 nucleotides long. RefSeq lists its product as uncharacterized. The transcript has a single exon. The record is from RefSeq and is a predicted model, not a curated record. The coding region runs from base 343 to 1377 and encodes 344 amino acids. Lineage: Eukaryota; Fungi; Basidiomycota; Exobasidiomycetes; Exobasidiales; Brachybasidiaceae.